UGCCCUACAUCUGAUACGGCGCACCGUGCCUAUCACCCUAUCACCUACUUAGGCUGACAUAAAGGGGUCUCUUCAGAACCUCCUCCCCGCCCAUCAUUCCUCCGCCGCGCCGCCUCCCUUCUAGCCCUCGGCAUAGUAUUCACUACGCUCGGUACCGUGAUGGCAGCCGCGCCCGCCAUCCCCGCCGUCAGCGCGCUGCUGAACCCGCCCACGGACGAGGAGACGCUGUUGAUGUUCGAGCCGGAGACGGACCACCAGCGUGAGGUCGAGGAUUUCAUCCAGAACCACCCGCUGACCAAAGAUCUGCGGGCCAAAGAAGAGUUCUCCGAGGCCAGACCUCACCUCAAGAUCCCGCCCGCAUACCGCAAUUACAAUCUGACGGGUGGCACGUUGAUGGGGCCGGGUCGGCUCGUCGUGCCUCCUGUCAUUUUCGCGGAAGAGGGCGGAAAGAGCUUGGUGUCGAUCUCGUAUUUGGGCGACGAGCUGUGCGGACACCCGGGCAUUAUACAUGGCGGGCUACUCGCGACGAUCCUAGAUGAGGGGCUAGCGAGAUGCUGCUUCGCGGCACUGCCCCAUAAGAUCGGCAUGACAGCUAAUCUUAACAUCAAUUAUCGCGCCCCGGCCCCCGCGGGCUCGUAUGUCGUGCUCAGGGCUACGACGACCAAAGUAGAGGGGCGUAAGGCCUGGGUCGAGGGCCGUAUUGAGACACUAGUUGGUGAGGGCGAAAAACCCUUGGUUCUUGCGGAAGCGACGGCGUUGUUCAUCAUGCCGAAACAGGCUGCGGUUAGUAUUUUUCUUAUCAUAUUUAAGGGCAACAUAACCUGGCACCCCUCCCUAACCCGGCGCGAGCGCAACGCAAGCCGGGGCCAAAAGGGCUUCACGCUCUGGUUCACAGGGCUAUCCGCGUCAGGCAAAUCGACCGUCGCCACCGCGCUGGAGCAGCACCUGCUUCACCUGGGGCUCGCCGCGUACCGACUCGACGGGGACAACGUGCGGUUCGGAUUAAACAAGGACCUAGGGUUCAGCGACGCGGACCGCCAGGAGAACAUCCGACGGAUCGGGGAGGUAGCGAAGCUAUUCGCCGACAGUUCGACCGUGGCCAUCACGUCCUUCAUCUCGCCGUUUCGGGCCGACCGCCAGCUAGCGCGGGACCUGCACGCUGCGGCGAGCCAAGGCGCGGGCGCGAACGAUGACCCGAUCCCGUUUGUUGAGGUGUAUGUCGAUGUGCCGAUUAGUGUUGCCGAGCAGCGCGAUCCGAAGGGGUUGUAUAAGAAGGCGCGGGCUGGCGAGAUUAAGGAGUUCACGGGAAUCAGCAGCCCGUAUGAGGCCCCUGAGAGCCCGGAGAUCGUGAUUAAGACCCAUGAGAGCUCUGUCGAGGAGUGUGUUGCGCAGAUCGUGAGGUGGCUUGAGGAGAAGGAACAUGGAAUCGUCGAUUCACCAACCAAAAAAUUAGGUUAA
Messenger RNA from Annulohypoxylon maeteangense, 1458 nucleotides. RefSeq names its product adenylylsulfate kinase. Gene Ontology annotation, molecular function: adenylylsulfate kinase activity; ATP binding. NCBI's taxonomy places the organism in Eukaryota, Fungi, Ascomycota, Sordariomycetes, Xylariales, Hypoxylaceae. Bases 160 to 1458 code for a protein of 432 amino acids. Gene Ontology annotation, biological process: sulfate assimilation. The record is from RefSeq and is a predicted model, not a curated record. The transcript is spliced from 3 exons.